Molecule: messenger RNA, 1053 nt
Organism: Fusarium vanettenii 77-13-4
Lineage: Eukaryota; Fungi; Ascomycota; Sordariomycetes; Hypocreales; Nectriaceae
Exons: 3
Coding region: 1-1053 (350 amino acids)
Source: RefSeq, a predicted model, not a curated record
AUGGCAAUGGCCCUAUCCAUCGCCGAAACCAUCUGCUCCUACUACUCGAUGCGCCUCAACUACAUCGGCAUCCACAAAAAGGACAUUCCCCUGACUCAAGACUUUGUCCUCGGCCAGAAAUGGGCCUUUACGAUCCAGAUUCUCUAUAAUCCGAUUCUUGCCCUGGUAAAAACAUCGGUCCUCCUCUUCCUUAUGCGCCUCGGUGGCCAAAAGCGCGAGGUCCGCCUCUGCAUAAUCAGCCUCCUCGUCUUCAACCUCUUCCAGAUGGUGGCCAUGUUCUUUGCCUGCGUCUUCCAGUGUACACCUGUCAGCUACUUCUGGAACCGCGCAAAGGAGGAGAGUGUAAGGCCAGAUGGCAUGUGCAUUAACCAGAAUGCCUUUUACAUUGCCACUUCGAGUCUCACCAUCCUGACCGAUGUGUUGGUUCUUAUUCUGCCUUUUUGGAUAUUUUUGGGGUUGAAGUUGCCUCUCAAGGUGAGGGCGGCAAUUAUUGGAGUGUUUGUCCUUGGAGGAGCUGUUACCAUCAUGAGUAUCCUCCGUAUGUCCUGGCUCAUCGAGACGGCCUACUUUAUCGACUUCACGGACCCUGACCUGGACUGGAGUUACGAUAUUCGAUUCACCUACUCUGCCGUUGAGACCAACUUGGCCAUCAUUACGGCAUCGGCGCCGGCUCUACGACCUCUCUUCCUUCAGUGGUUCCCCAAGUUCUUCUCAGCACUCAAGUCUUCCGGAAACAAGUACUCGUCAACACGAGACGGUUAUGGACGGUCGACGACGACGGGAACAGCGAAGCGAUCACGUGGUGGUACGGGUGUUCGGAGCAGUCUUGCAGGACCGUUCCCGCUCAAGGAUAUCAAGGGCCGAUCCGAGAUUCGAUCGCAUUCACCGACCAACUCGGAGGAAGAGAUCAUGACGUACAAUGGUAUCCUUAAGACGUCCGAAGUAGCUGUACAGUAUGGUGAGAGGGUGCCAGCGACACAUCUGAGAGACGAUAGCGAGACCGAGUCGUCGAGGUAUGGGUUCGGGCCACGUGCCAGCCAUGAUCGUUUCUAG